AUGCCACGGCCUUCUUACUUCAUCACGGCAUUCCACCAACGCUUCUCGGGGUUACGCAAAAUCAGGAUUCCUUCCAAAUACGACAUCGUCACCGGUUUCGUCUUCACGAUCUACUUCUGGUCUUUCAUCGUGUUCAAUUUUCUGCCUGCAGCGACCAGCGACGACCACCACAGCGAGCUCCCCGCCGGCUGGCUGUCGUGGAAGUAUCCCAGCCCUCGAAGUAACCCCGACGAGUGUGGAUGGACUGACGUAGUAACAUGGGCAGGAGAUUUAACUCGGAAUAUAUCAUGGAUUUGCGAUCCUGACCAUAUACUGGGAUACAAUGAAGCUUAUCAUUUGGCCUUAAAAUUGGAUGCAUAUCACCGAGAUUCUCUGUGCGAUUGUCCCUCGAACUGUUCGCAUGGAGGAUACCGUAUUGCUGUUGCCUUGGUUGAUCGUCUCAACACCAAUGGUGAUUUCGAGCCGAUGAAAACCAAAGCGAAGAACUUUGCUCAGGAUGUCCGGGUCUCGUGGUUCGAUGAUGUCGGAUGUGAUGACAAUGUACUCAUCUUUUACAGUCUCUACGAUGACGAGUUAUACAUCUCAAUUGGGGAAACAGUGGAGAGAGUCAUUUCUGAUAUUGAACUCGUCCGACUGAACGGUAUCGGCGAUCGAGCCUUAGUUGGGAAGAUAGUUUCCACGCCCACGCCGCAAGCUGGCGCUGUUCAAAUUAACGAUUCCUUCACCAUUGUGCCGACCACCACCAUCACCGACAUCGCGCAACGCAAGACGACCACGGGCGCGGGCAUCGACACGCUGGUCAACGAGGUCCAUGUGGCGAUAGCCAACGGGCCGAGUGUCUCGUCGAGGUUGGUGUAUGGGGCGGCGGUACCCGUCCUUUUGGUGCUGAUGAUCCUAACAAUGUGCCUAUUGGCUAACUGGUGUUGUCGUCCCGCCUACGGCUACCACGAGCCCGCCCAAAGAACCAAUAAGACGAGAGAGGAAGAGGAAGAGGAGGAGCUAGAAAAAGAAGAGGAAGAGAAAGCGAAAGCGUGAUCACAUGGCCAAGGCUCUCAGUCUGUAAAAUUCAUGAUGAAUGAACUAACACUUUCUAUCCCCAUAUAAAUAUGUACAUGUACAAGGUGAUAUUUUACUUCAAAAUCAAUAUCAGCCUUUCUUAUGGCGGCAGCACGAGCAAGAAUACAAACAAUGUAGGGAUACAUUAUUGGAGCAAUGUCACAUAUUUGAAGAAAAUUAACGGGGAUCAAACAUCACUUAAAAAUAAUGUUUAAAUUCCCCUAAAUUAAAACCGGUUUAUAUAUGCCUCAUCAUAAGAAUGGGGGCUCUUAUUAAAGUAAAAUGUCACAAAAUUGAAUUAAUAAGAUACAGAAUUUAUUGAUUGAUAGGCAUUAAAGGUAAAUUAGGUAGACUGCGAAAAGGUGGCUAACUUACCUAAAAUAUGACACUAAAAAAAUCGUAUUACUUCAUGUUUUUUAUUCAAUUAUCCUUUUCAGGACUACCUCGGCAUUUUAUCUCUUAUAAUGAGAUUCAAUCAAAUCUGUUAAUUUCUUUGCAAAGCUCCUUUUCUUGAUGGAAAUGCUGUCUUUUGCGAUUGCCGUUGGUCUAUUUUUCUCAUUGAUAUCAAAAUAUACAUAUGAAUCGUCUCAUACUUAGAGCACAUUCAUGAUUAUUCUAGUAUUCAAACAAAGUGCGCAGAAUAUAUACGCGAUGCGAAAUAAAUUCAUAAUCCAUGAACUAUUAUAAGACACGAAUAUAAAGAGUCAAUUAGUCAUGAAGAACAACCACAUUUUUAUUGUUAUCUUUAUAGAAAAUGCUGGAUUGGCUGUCUUGCAUAAAAAGUAUGCGAUUCUGAUUGGUUGACAUUUAAAUUCAAACUCGAACCCGCGUCCUAUAUGCGAUCGUGACUGGUUGACAGUAAACUCCCAACUUAAACCAAGUCCUAAACAUGCGAUUCUGAUUAGUGGAUGUCAAUUACGUAUCAUUUUGGAAUCGCGUAAUCGUAUAAUUAUUCGCUACUUUUUAUGCAAGACGGUCCAGUGCCUAAAA
Strongylocentrotus purpuratus (purple sea urchin) is the source of this 2046-nucleotide messenger RNA. RefSeq lists its product as uncharacterized. The record is from RefSeq and is a predicted model, not a curated record. NCBI's taxonomy places the organism in Eukaryota, Metazoa, Echinodermata, Echinoidea, Camarodonta, Strongylocentrotidae. Bases 1 to 1035 code for a protein of 344 amino acids. The transcript is spliced from 4 exons. Gene Ontology annotation, cellular component: acetylcholine-gated channel complex.